Molecule: messenger RNA, 216 nt
Organism: Amoebophrya sp. A25
Lineage: Eukaryota; Dinophyceae; Syndiniales; Amoebophryaceae
Source: the annotation of a GenBank genome assembly
UUGAGUUCGAGAAGGGAGAAACAACAGGUUCGCACCCACAAGAGCCUUCGCACCUAGAAGAGUUCUCGACAUUGCGACGCUCAGAACCGACGCCCCUGAAAAAUCUCAACCCUGCUCAGCAAGAAGCAGUACUUGCAGUAUCUCCAGUGCCCUCGUCCGGAGCGCUCGCAACAGGUUCGUCAAUGGUACCCGGGAAAAAUAGCCACGACAAAGGAG